GUACACACCUGUGCCAAGACCCCGAUAUGUGCGAUCCUAACAUUGAAAACCACAGGGGAUAGCAGCACUUCGCGUGUAUGGUAUUGCUGCAACACGAUCACAACACAACCAACAGACAAGCUAGUAGCUGCACACACAAACGAGUCUCGGGGAAUUGCCACCACAACAAUUCCGUGGCGGAGAAAUACCGGCGGAAAAUCGGGAAAAUGCCCGGGACCGAGCUGCGGGCUCGACCACACGCAACGCGCGGCUACGAUGUCGGAGGGUGCAAGCGCGGGACCUGCCGACGCCUCACAGGCCUCACAGGCCUCACAGGCUAGUGCUGGCGGUCCUUCCUCUGCGGAUCAGGGAGCUGCCGCUGCGGACCCGAAGGCAACCGGCGAGGCUAUCGAUGAGAUGCUAGCCGCCAACGACCCCGUCAAAAACAGCAACGGCAAACACGCGUACCGGGAGCCCAACUUCCCGAUCGAGUGGUCAGGAGCAGUGGGAGGGAAAGGGAGCUACCCCGUCCGGUUCAAACUGAACGCGGCGGCCUACACACGGGAGAUCUGCCCGUGCGACGGUCAAGCGGUGGGAAACAACGGCGCGGCGAAAGUUCUCCAGGUGGCUCGGAAGCGUAUCAUCGAGUGGCUGAAGCAGGAGGAGCAGCUCAGGGAGAAUGUCAGCGCCAACCCCAAGUUUUCGAAGGCCAAACAGGUUCACAGCGGGGGGAAAGCUUCGACAGUCGACGCCGAAUAAACCCUUGUGGACUACAUCAACGAGCAGCGCAAGCAGC
Messenger RNA from Ectocarpus sp. CCAP 1310/34, 775 nucleotides. NCBI's taxonomy places the organism in Eukaryota, Phaeophyceae, Ectocarpales, Ectocarpaceae. The record is from the annotation of a GenBank genome assembly.